GGGCCUACAAGCUGCGCAAGCGCAGUUUCUCGCCGGGCUGCCAAGAUGUCUAUCCCCAAGUAUAAGCCGUCGAAGCUGGCCACUCUCCCCACGACCCUCGACCCUAGCGAAUACAAUAUAACUCCGGAAGACCGACGAGCGCAAGCCGAGCGGUUGGCAAUAAGGGCCCGGCUGAAGCGAGAGUAUCUGCUUCAGUACAACGACCCCAGCCGCCGAGGGCUCAUCGAAGAUCCUGCAUUGUUACGUUGGACCUAUGCAAGAUCGACUAAUGUUUAUCCCAACUUUAGACCCACUCCAAAGAACUCACUGUUAGGAGCUCUUUUUGGAAUUGGACCCCUCUUAUUCUGGUAUUAUGUUUUUAAAACUGAAAGAGAUAGGAGAGAAAAACUUAUCCAGGAAGGAAAAUUGGAUCGAAAAUUUAACAUCUUGUAUUAAGUCUAACAAUGAUCACUCUAUGUAUUAUUGCUUAAAUAAAUCUUAUAUUGACCAUUAAA
This is a messenger RNA of Erinaceus europaeus (western European hedgehog), 494 nucleotides long. RefSeq names its product NADH:ubiquinone oxidoreductase subunit B4 (gene NDUFB4). NCBI's taxonomy places the organism in Eukaryota, Metazoa, Chordata, Mammalia, Eulipotyphla, Erinaceidae. Gene Ontology annotation, cellular component: mitochondrion. The transcript has 3 exons. The record is from RefSeq and is a predicted model, not a curated record. Bases 46 to 435 code for a protein of 129 amino acids.